Dermochelys coriacea (leatherback sea turtle) is the source of this 2698-nucleotide messenger RNA. It is a transcript of the gene EZH2, whose product is annotated as enhancer of zeste 2 polycomb repressive complex 2 subunit. The transcript is spliced from 21 exons. The coding region runs from base 159 to 2447 and encodes 762 amino acids. NCBI's taxonomy places the organism in Eukaryota, Metazoa, Chordata, Testudines, Dermochelyidae. Gene Ontology annotation, molecular function: histone H3K27 methyltransferase activity; protein binding. Gene Ontology annotation, biological process: chromatin remodeling. The record is from RefSeq and is a predicted model, not a curated record.
CUCCAAUGAGCGCGGUGCCGAUUGGGCCGCCGGGUUUGGCGCUCGGUCCGGGAGGGUGAAUCCGGCGGCCGGAGGCAGAGAGGAGCGGAGAGGGGACCCGGAGGCGGCAGCACCGGCGGGGGUUGGGGGGUGUCCAUAUCAAAUUGGGAGCCUCUGGAAUGUUUAUUUGUGGUAACCAGAAAGCAUGUUGUGAAGGGAUAAUCAUGGGGCAGACCGGAAAGAAAUCUGAAAAGGGACCAGUUUGUUGGCGGAAGCGUGUAAAAUCAGAAUACAUGCGACUGAGGCAGCUGAAGAGGUUCCGCCGGGCAGAUGAAGUUAAGAGUAUGUUUAAUUCUAAUCGUCAGAAGAUACUGGAAAGAACAGAAAUCUUAAAUCAAGAAUGGAAACAACGUAGGAUACAGCCUGUACACAUCAUGACUUCUGUGAGCUCAUUGCGUGGGACCAGGGAGUGCUCUGUUACCAGUGACUUAGAUUUUCCAAAACAAAUCAUCCCACUCAAGACUCUGAAUGCUGUUGCUUCAGUGCCCAUAAUGUAUUCUUGGUCUCCCCUUCAGCAAAAUUUUAUGGUAGAGGAUGAAACGGUUUUACAUAACAUUCCUUACAUGGGAGAUGAAGUGCUUGACCAGGAUGGAACCUUUAUUGAAGAACUGAUCAAGAACUAUGAUGGAAAAGUACAUGGAGACAGAGAAUGCGGAUUUAUCAAUGAUGAGAUAUUUGUAGAGCUGGUAAAUGCACUUGGUCAAUAUAGUGAUGAUGAUGAAGAUGAUGAUGGAGAUGACAAUCCUGAUGAGCAAGAUGAAAAACAGAAAGAUCGAGAAGGCAACAGAAUGGACAAAGAGAGCCAUCCACCUCGGAAGUUUCCUUCUGACAAGAUAUUUGAAGCCAUUUCCUCGAUGUUUCCGGACAAGGGUACAGCAGAGGAAUUGAAGGAAAAAUACAAAGAACUCACAGAGCAGCAGCUGCCAGGAGCUCUUCCUCCUGAGUGCACACCAAACAUAGAUGGACCAAAUGCAAAAUCUGUUCAGAGGGAGCAGAGUCUGCACUCCUUUCAUACUCUCUUCUGUAGGCGCUGUUUUAAAUAUGACUGCUUCUUACAUCCAUUCCACGCAACUCCUAACACUUACAAACGGAAGAAUACAGAAACAGCAAUAGAUAAUAAACCUUGUGGACAGCAUUGUUAUCAGCAUCUGGAAGGCGCAAAGGAGUUUGCAGCUGCUCUGACUGCUGAGCGAAUAAAGACACCGCCAAAGCGCCCAGGUGGCCGCCGAAGAGGAAGACUUCCAAAUAACACCAGCAGGCCCAGCACACCUACAAUAAAUGUGUUGGAAUCAAAGGACACGGAUAGUGACAGGGAAGCAGGAGCAGAAACUGGAGGUGAAAAUAAUGAUAAAGAGGAAGAGGAGAAGAAAGAUGAAACAUCCAGUUCCUCUGAGGCAAAUUCCAGGUGUCAGACACCAAUAAAGAUGAAGCCAAAUACUGAGCCUCCUGAGAACGUGGAAUGGAGUGGUGCAGAAGCCUCGAUGUUCAGAGUUCUCAUUGGCACCUACUAUGACAACUUCUGUGCAAUUGCUAGAUUAAUUGGGACCAAAACAUGCAGGCAGGUGUAUGAGUUUAGAGUAAAAGAAUCUAGUAUUAUUGCUCCAGUUCCUGCUGAAGAUGUUGAUACUCCUCCAAGAAAGAAGAAGAGGAAGCACAGGUUGUGGGCUGCUCAUUGCAGAAAGAUACAGCUGAAAAAGGAUGGGUCCUCUAAUCAUGUUUACAACUACCAGCCAUGUGAUCAUCCUCGUCAGCCUUGUGACAGCUCAUGUCCUUGUGUAAUUGCUCAGAACUUUUGUGAGAAGUUUUGUCAGUGCAGCUCAGAAUGCCAAAACAGGUUUCCUGGAUGCCGCUGCAAAGCACAGUGCAACACUAAGCAGUGUCCAUGCUAUCUGGCUGUACGUGAAUGUGAUCCAGACCUCUGUCUAACAUGUGGAGCAGCCGAUCACUGGGACAGCAAAAACGUGUCUUGCAAGAACUGCAGCAUUCAGAGGGGAUCCAAAAAGCAUUUGCUGUUGGCACCUUCAGAUGUGGCAGGCUGGGGAAUUUUCAUCAAAGAUCCUGUACAGAAGAAUGAAUUCAUCUCUGAGUACUGUGGUGAGAUUAUUUCUCAGGAUGAGGCAGACAGAAGAGGGAAGGUAUAUGACAAGUACAUGUGCAGCUUUCUGUUCAAUUUGAAUAAUGAUUUUGUGGUUGAUGCAACACGCAAGGGUAACAAAAUCCGCUUUGCAAACCAUUCAGUAAAUCCCAACUGCUAUGCAAAAGUUAUGAUGGUUAAUGGAGAUCACAGAAUAGGUAUAUUUGCUAAGAGAGCCAUUCAGACUGGUGAAGAGCUGUUUUUUGACUACAGAUAUAGCCAGGCUGAUGCACUGAAAUAUGUAGGCAUUGAAAGAGAAAUGGAAAUCCCUUGAUACCAGCUACCUCUACUUUUGAACAGCUGCCUUAUCUCCAGGAAUUUUCUAGUACUGUGGGCAAUUUUAGAAAAAUGAUGCAAUUUGAAAUUCUGAUUUGCAAAGUACUGUACCAGUAAUUUAUAGUAACAAAUUUCAAAAUCAAUUUAUUGCCUUCUCACUAGCUGCAAAGUGUUUUGUACCAAUGAACUUUUGCAAUAAUGCGAUGUGGUACAUUUUUCAACCUUGAAUAAAGGAUACUUGAACUUCUU